This is a messenger RNA of Zophobas morio, 1329 nucleotides long. RefSeq names its product UBX domain-containing protein 1-like. Gene Ontology annotation, biological process: negative regulation of protein K48-linked deubiquitination; negative regulation of protein ubiquitination; negative regulation of proteasomal ubiquitin-dependent protein catabolic process. The coding region runs from base 113 to 1063 and encodes 316 amino acids. Gene Ontology annotation, molecular function: K48-linked polyubiquitin modification-dependent protein binding. Gene Ontology annotation, cellular component: nucleus; cytoplasm. The record is from RefSeq and is a predicted model, not a curated record. NCBI's taxonomy places the organism in Eukaryota, Metazoa, Arthropoda, Insecta, Coleoptera, Tenebrionidae. The transcript is spliced from 3 exons.
GUCUGUAAAGUACAUGGUUCAUGGUGUUGUGCAUACUUUUUCGGUUUAGUUGUUUUUAAAAAAUUGUAGUGUAAAAUCAGUGUGUUUUUGUCGAACUCUCCACCUCAUCAAAAUGUCGGGCGUUAUUGACACUUUGAUCGAAAUGGGCUUUACGAAAGAACGAGCUGAGUUAGCAGUUGCGAAAACGGGAACGGAAGAUAUCCAAACAGCAAUGGACUGGUUGUUAUCGCACGAAGACGAGCUAGGAGAUGUUCAACCGCAACCAAGCCAACCAGCCGAAGAGCCUCCAUCCAAUCAAAACCCCGAAGAGCCAGAACCCCAAGCCACCCCAGAAGAACAGGUAGUUAGGUCAAUUAAAUGCGAAGAUUGUGGUAAACUAUUCAAAACUCACGCUGAGGUGGAAUUCCAUGCCACAAAAUCGGGCCAUGAAAAUUUUUCUGAAUCGACUGAAGAGAAGAAACCCCUAACUGAAGAAGAGAAGAAAGAGCAACUGGCGAAAAUCGAAGCCAAGCUGAGGCAAAGACGCCUGGAACGGGAGGCGAGGGAGAAACAAGAAGCUCUGGAACGAGAGCGCACUCGCAUUAAGUCUGGCAAAGAGUUACUAGAAGCCAAAAAGAAACACGAUGAGCAGGAAAUGCGGAAGCUAGUUGAACAGCGAAAAAGAGAAAAAGAAGAGGAAAAACUGGCUAGGCAGCGAGUGAAAGAGCAAAUUGAGCAAGACAAAUUGGCAAGAAAGGCCAAGUUUUCCGGGCAACCGGCGGAAGUACCUGAGGUUCCUAGUUUGAGCCCACAACCGCCAGCUACGAAGCCACAAAUGGGUUAUUCAGAAGUCAUGUUACAAAUUAGGUUGACUAACGGGUCCUCCCUUGUACAGAAAUUUGGAGCCAAAGAACCGUUGUCUGCCGUGAGGCUGUAUGUGGAGAUGAAUAGGAAGGAUGGCGAUGGACCCUUUAGUCUUAUGACAAAUUACCCAAAGAAAGUUUUCGGGCCUGAAGAUUAUGAUGUACCUCUUGAAACUCUAGGAUUGGGACCUAGGGCUAUUCUUAUAGUUUCUAAGUCAUAAGUGACGCUUGAAUUUUUCCAUCAGUAAGCAUACUAUAGUUGCUUUAUUUAAUUUUAUUCAUUCUGGCAGUACACAAAUAUAGCUUUAAAAUAACACUGGAUAUGCUAUCAGGGAUGUUCAGAUGUAUCAUGUAAGUAUCUAAUGAUAAAAGUUAUUUUUUACUGGUUAUGCUAAGCAAUUGGAUCUACAUACGCCAGAGCUCUCACAUCAGUAUGUUUGCUAAAUUCAGAAUGUAACAUAUAUGUUAAUAAAUUUUUCAUAUUGUA